Molecule: messenger RNA, 2412 nt
Organism: Electrophorus electricus (electric eel)
Lineage: Eukaryota; Metazoa; Chordata; Actinopteri; Gymnotiformes; Gymnotidae
Gene: ca12
Product: carbonic anhydrase XII
Cellular component (GO): plasma membrane
Molecular function (GO): carbonate dehydratase activity; zinc ion binding
Source: RefSeq, a predicted model, not a curated record
ACUUUGAGGAGUCGCUGUAAUCGCUGUGACGUCAUGGCCUGAGAAGCUGAACUUGUCGUAUAUAUAAACGCCGCAUCUCAAUACGUUGUUAUAAUUUCUCUUCUGUAGUAUCUUACGGAGGAUACAAAAAGAUCUUUUUUACGAUGAUAUUUACUCAGUUAAUAAUCCUAAUAGUUUUUCCGCUGUCAUCCAGUGGUGGAAAAUGGACAUACAAUGGGCCUGAUGGCGAGGCCCACUGGUCGAAGCACUACCCAUACUGCGGAGGGGCAUUUCAGUCUCCCAUUGACUUCCAGCCAGAGCUGCUGCGAUAUGACCCAGACCUGCUCCCCAUCCAGGUCUAUAACUACAACUUGUCUAGCAAUGAGCAACUCACUCUCAGCAACAAUGGACACUCAGUGCAGCUGUCUCUGCCAUCACACAUGCAUCUCUCCAGCCUGCGUCACCUCUACACAGCAGCUCAGCUUCACUUGCACUGGGGCUCCCCAGACAUACUGGCUGGAUCUGAACACACUGUCAAUGGCAGGCAGUUUGCUGCUGAGAUGCAUGUGGUGCAUUUCAAUUCUGGCAAGUAUCCCAACAUCUCCAUAGCAGCAGACAAGUCUGAUGGUCUUGCUGUGCUGGGUGUUUUCAUUGAGGUUGGAGAAUUUAAUCCUGCUUUUGACCGAUUCCUCAAAUUUGUUAAAGGCAUUAGAUAUAGAGACCAGAAGGUGCAGGUUCCAGCCUUUAACAUCCAGGAUUUGCUGCCUGCUCAACUGGACCGGUAUUAUCGUUAUGAUGGCUCUCUUACUACCCCACCCUGCUACCCCAGUGUGCUGUGGACGGUGUUCAGUAUGCCUGUCACCAUCUCUCUCAAACAGUACAAGGCUUUAGCCACUGGACUGUUCUCCUCUCAGGCUCAGGAGUUUGACCCAGUACCUCUGCUUGGGAACUAUCGUAAACCCCAGCUAACAGACAAUAGAGUGGUUCUGGUGUCCUUCCAGGAGGUCGGGGGACAGCAUGGUAGUCUUUUAGUGGCAUCUCCCAUGCAAAGGAGGCUGAUCAUCCAGCAGCUGCUGAUGGGAGACGUUGCAGACGUGAUGGAUGAAGGAGUCAACCAUCUUUUGCCACAGCUUGCACAAAAGCGAUGGGCAGCUAAAAAGUGGAAGAACAAUCACAGGCACCCACACUGGAGUCAAGUCACUGAGAAAAAGCAGAACAACCAGGUGUCAGGAACACCUGGAAAAACUCUAGUCUGGAAGAACACACACAUAAGCCCCUUUUGGGGAAAGCAUGGUAUAAAUGAGGAUUCGCUGUCUUAUAUAUACCUAGAAAAAAAUGUAACACUUCAGCUGAGUAGACAUCAUACAGAUAUUCAGGUGGUCAAAGCUUUGCGAAAAGCAGUCUUUCCUCAGCUAAAUCUGCAGAGCUACUUAAACUGCAAAUCUGACUUGGACCUGCAGACCAUCAGAUGCCUUCUCCGUACACGACUCACAGAUGAGUCAACUGAACUGGAACAAGCCCUUACCAUAGCCACCCUGAGGCAAAAGCAGAAGCCCAUGGCUGAGUACCAUGGCUCUGCACUGACCAAGCUAACAGGGCAGGCCCCAGUGACCAUCCCUAAAAAUGCCCACAGCAUGGCUCCAGCAAACCUCAGAGAGCAGCCCACAGAGUUGGAGGAUUAGAACCCCACUGAAGCCAUAAACACAGCUUGCACACCGCAUUACAGUAGUUAUCCAACUAUUGUGCAGGCCCAGAAUGUUCAAUUCAGCUAUAUUAAGCAUUACAAGUUCUUAUCUUAAUCUAUGUAGAAAUAAUUGUGGUUCUUUUGUCAUGCAAUUGUUCAUGGGCUUAAAAAGCAUGUUUUGAUUUAAUUUCAUUUUUCAGCAGUUGGAGAUUUGUUCUUUUAUUAUUAUUUAUUCUCUUCUACCUUAUUCUUAUUAAAAAAUUAUUUUAGAAAAGUCCAAUUUAGUUUUAGAAAAGUCUAAGUCUUACCAAAAUGCCAAAGCCAGUUGUUUCAGUUUAUUAGAAAAGGUUUCAGUCUGGGUCACAUACAUUACAAAGUAAAUCAAUUUCAUGGAAUAUGGAAAAGGACCAUUAAAGAUGGGGGGGGGGGGGGGGGAAUGUGUUUUAAGCAUUUUAACAUUGUGUGUGUGGUUGCUUUUGGAUGUGAGUUUUGACCAAAGGGAAAGCUCUAAAGAGUAUUUAUGGAUUGACAUGGUGUGUGUGUGUGGUGUGUUUGUUUGUUUUUUGUUUUGUUUUUUAAAUAUAUAUAAAGUCUCUUGGACUGUAGAAUAAAAGCAUUACAUAAAGUGCAUAAAUUCCAGUAGUGUUGCUUUUGGAACACAUGGUUUAUUCUGAAUGCUUUGUCAGUAAUCUCACUGCUAAUAAGUGAGUGUCUUUUGUGAAUGUAAUAAACCCACUGAGUUAUUGUUA